CUCAAAAAUGUAAAAUCGGCAAAGCUGGGAACAAAAAUGUAGCAACAAAUUAAAGUCUUAGCUGAUACUAAUAGAUAACCAAAGAUAUAUUUAUCAAUAAGCCAUUAAAGUCUGAAAUGAGUGUAGACGAUUUUUUAUUAAAAAAUGAUUUCCAGCUCAGAGCUGGCAGUCGUAGCGGCCUUUGGAUGCUAUUCCUAUUACCACUUUCAAUUAUAAUUUCUGCUUUUAAACAUUCAAUUACUACAACACCUACUUAUAAAUUAGCUUCAUUAAUAUGUACAGGCAUGGUGUUGGUAUCUUUCACAAUAAUAUUACAAAGAAAUAAGAACCAGAAACUAAAUCUUUUAAAUAUAUGGAAUAUAGGAGCCCUGAUUGUCACCUCUGUUUUAUUUCACAUGUGCUUCCAAAGAGGCUGGCUAUUUUGCAUUUUUGGAGGAUCGUUUUCCACUCUAGCUUAUUUGAAUUUCUACAAAUUUAUACUGACGAAAUUUAAGGAAUGCUUCUCACUGGGAGAAGCCGGGUUUGUAAGCCAAGGUUUAACUCUCUUCAGCUUUUUUACAAUUUCGAAUGUCUUAAAUCACAGCUUGAGAAUUGUGCCAUUCAGAAGCAAUAUGCAGAUAUCAACUUUAAUCUUACAGCUAGGUCUCACAGGUAUAGGAAUUAUAGCAUUUUCUUGCUAUUGCUUUAAAAUAAAGAGCACCGUUGCAUUUUAUUCUACAUCGAUCUUGGCAAUACUUUCUACUAUUAUCAUUCCAUUACAUAUCCUGCUUCAAAGAAGCCCCGUAUUAUGGAUUGUUAAUCAAAUGUUUGACGAUUGGUCAACGAUCAAAUUAAUUAUGUAUUGGAUUUUUUGUACUUGUAUAGCGGUACUAGCAGUGAGCAACCAAAUUUUCUAUGCCAAAAAAGCGUCAACUAUUACCAGAAAAAUUUUUCACGCCCUAGCUGUCGCUGUUUACAUUCCAGGACUGCUUUAUAGAUGUUCCUUCUUGUACCUUGCCAGCGGCGUGGUGUUGGGAAUAUUUUUUGCUUUAGAGAUUCUGCGCAAUCUACGAAUACCUCCUUUAGGCAUUUAUCUUCAAGAUGGCUUCGUGGUAUUCAGCGACGAAAAAGAUUGCGAACAGUUGGCUUUGACGCCUAUUUACUUAUUGGCAGGCUGUUCGCUGCCUAUUUGGAUACAUCCGUCCCCUUGUGACGUAACAGAUUCCGCCUCUUUUAACUUGGUCAUACUAUUGAGCGGGCUACUGAGCAUAGGAGUGGGUGAUUCAAUGGCCAGCAUCGUGGGAUCACAUUAUGGGAAAUUUAGUUGGCCAGGCACCAAAAAGACUGUUGAAGGGACGCUUGCCUGUGUGUUAUCUCAAGUUGGACUGAUAUAUCUGUUAAUAUAUUUCGACUGCAUUCGACCCUUGUCGUCCUAUGAUAGUGUUAAAAUAUUGUCAGCGAUAGUCGUCACUUCUUUAGUGGAAGCGAAGACGACCCAAGUUGAUAAUUUAGCUUUACCUCUUGUCAUGUAUAUUAUUUUAAUUUUAUAAUUUUUUAAUAUCGAU
Messenger RNA from Psylliodes chrysocephalus, 1544 nucleotides. NCBI's taxonomy places the organism in Eukaryota, Metazoa, Arthropoda, Insecta, Coleoptera, Chrysomelidae. The record is from the annotation of a GenBank genome assembly.